GUCAUUUCCGGAAAAGGAGCACUUGAAUUAUUAACAAUACAUAGUGGCGCCCCAGUACAUACCGGGAAAUAACACCACUACUCGGUACAUUCCGAUGAAACAGAGUUUGUUAUCGGUCGAAUAUGGUGUAAAUACAGCAAUUUGUUUGUAACUUUCUUCGGAUUUAUUCUUAAUGACAAUACUUUCUGUUGGAAGUUGAUGGAAACGAACGUCAGCGAAAGGAUGGUGAAUUUGACCAGCAACCAGUCCGUGGUUGGGGACCUUGCCGACUGGAAUAGCGAAAUCGCUGCUGAUCGUCUGCCCAACACAGUCGUACUGUGUUUUUAUAUGAUAAUUGGAGUGAUUGGUAAUUUACUUGUUAUUCUUGUGUACAAAUCUCGCACGCACAUGCAGACGGACAAUCGUUAUUUCAUUUUGUUUCUGGCGGAGCUGGAUCUUGUUGCUGUAGUGCUCUGCUCUGCCUACUCCUUGUUCCUCAACUUCUCCUUCGUUCUCCCCAAAAGUGGUUCUGUGUGUAGAGUGUUUUCAUUCUUUAUCCAGACAGGGGGCGUGACCUCUGGGAUCGUGUUGCUGUACAUCUCUAUUCAGCGCUACAAGUUAGUGUGUAGACCAACACGACGCCAGAUCAGCGCACGACACCGAAAAAUCAUGUUGGGGAUCAGUCUCAUAGCAGGCGCGGCUUUUUCGAGUCCUAUCUCGGCGUUUUACAAUGUAAGCGAAGUAUAUGAUGCUGGGAGAAAUGUGACGGGGUUCGAGUGCGGUAUUGUGAAGCCUACGCCUCUCCAUGGCGUUUUAUUCUCAAUUUAUAACGGAAUCUUAUUACUGGCAACAAUAGUCGUACUGGUUACCAUGGCAGUUUUAUACACAUUGAUUUUGAAAUCAAUGAGAAAAAGAAGCGCCACAUUCAAAGAACGCGAGAGCCGACGAAAGCAGCUUCGCGAAAUGGCUGAUGCCAAUACGGUUGAUUUAUCCAGCGAGGACUUUUUGAACAGUUCGUCUCAAAUGCAGACAAGUGACACUGGCAUUGAAUCGCGAAAUUCGCAAUUUAUUCUAAGCGAAAUAACGAAGGAUAAACACCCGAGAUCCUCUAUGAUUAUCGAUAGAGACGAUCGUAUGAAUCCCAGAGACCCAGUCUGUCAGCGGAAUUCUUGUGUAGACAACCACUCAAAUAAGCUGACGACAAAACGCAAACGCAAAGCCAGCUAUCAAGCUGUCAAGAACCAUUUUUCAACACAUCGAUACUCGUACAUUUUUAUAUCUAUAACAUUCUUCUUUGCCCUAUCGUACAUACCCACUGUGAUAGUGUCGGCUUUGGAGUCCCGAUCUACUUAUUUUUGGAUAAACCAAUCAUAUUCCGCCUUGCAGAUUUUCCUGAUUUUGCGCAGGAUGUACAUUUUCAAUCACAUUGUGAAUCCAGUAAUAUAUGGCUAUUUUGAUCGAUCAUUUCGAAGGGAGGUGAAAAAAUUACUACGUAAAAUGCUGUGUGGCCUGGUGAAAACCGAAAAUAACAGUAUGUCGGACAAGACGAGUGGAAACCAUUACUAGACCGCCGUACUUAUACAGAAUUGUAUAUAAUGGGAUGUGUUAUUAGAAAGUAUGUAAUGCUCAGAAUAUGCAUCGAUUUUUAUUACUUCCAAUCAUUUCUCCCACCUUGAAUUGCCAUCAGAGCAACCUUGAAUUGCCAUCAGAGCAGACCUUUAAAUGAAGAAUAAAGGGGAAAAGUGUCUUCAAUACAAUUUUCUCAGAAGUCGAAUUAAUAUGAAAGUUUCCCUUCCGUGCGAAUGUGAAACAAUCAAUCUAAUUAAAAUCAAAUCUUCUCUAACCGUUAACUGCAGACGGAAUCUGACAGCAAUGUAAUUGUUCCCAAUCUCAUGGAUAAUACAUUACGUAUUCGACCAGUAAUAAUAGCUUGACGAAGAAUCAAGGACCAAUCAGGAAUCGGUUUACUAAAAAGUUUUCGGAUUGUAGGUUCACAAAAGAAUAGCGCGGUGUCGAUCCACGAAAAGUUUAGACGAAUUCCAAAUAUCAGUGCUAAAGGAAGAGCAAAGGAAGAUCUAAGAUAUUAUACAUCCAUUAUCGUUAAAAUAUAUUUUCUGUGGCGUCCUAACAUUGUUCAUCGAUAAUUCUCCCGUACUUUCUCGGUAAUUAUUGGCAUGCGUAUGAUAAUCAGAACUUUCAUGUUAGCGAAAGCCGUCAUUUCAUUAGUUACGUGUAAAAGGUGAAAUAACAUGACCCAGGCGAAAGUUCGCAACUGUGUAGGCCUAUGCGUCAUUUACGAGAGAGAGAGAGAGGGGGGGAUUUGCCGUUGAAAUAUUUGUGCCUAAAAAAUAACUGCAUUAUACAGUCCCGGUUUAUAAUUUAAUCAGCAUCAUAAUGUCAAUUCAAUCAAUUUAAAGUAUUUUUCGGAUUUCAAAUCAUCAACAUCUUGUCGAAUAUCACUUUGAUAUACUUCAUGUAUAGUAGGCGGACUGGGGUAUUUUUUGUUAGUAGUAACAUUUACCUUAUACAUACUAUGUAGUCAAAAAAAACCAAAAAAACGGGGGGAAAUCGUAUUCAAAAUGAAUGUAAAGACAGUCCUAGUAUACUCACAGUGAGUAGGCAUUAUCAAACAUUUUGGAAAUAAUUUUGUGAAUUCUUUUGGUUUUGGAAAUUGAC
This is a messenger RNA of Ostrea edulis (European flat oyster), 2655 nucleotides long. RefSeq names its product neuropeptide Y receptor type 5-like. Lineage: Eukaryota; Metazoa; Mollusca; Bivalvia; Ostreida; Ostreidae. Gene Ontology annotation, molecular function: G protein-coupled receptor activity; peptide binding. The record is from RefSeq and is a predicted model, not a curated record. Gene Ontology annotation, cellular component: membrane. The transcript has a single exon. Gene Ontology annotation, biological process: G protein-coupled receptor signaling pathway. Bases 199 to 1545 code for a protein of 448 amino acids.